AUGCUCUGGCAUGCCAAAGCCCUGGAGACCUUCAGUGAGGCCUUCAACGUGGUGCAGAGCCUCCAAGAGGAGUCUGAUCUGGCUGACUUCCGCAGUACCCUCCUCCGUUCAGGCACCCUUGGCAGUCUUGACGGUGACAUGCCGCAGGGCGGACUACCUCUGAGCAUGGACUCCAAGAGUCGCAGUGCCCCUCAUCUCUCCAAUUCUGCCAACUCUCUGAACUCCCGGGGUCGAGAGAAAACACAUUCUCUUAGUCGUUCGAGGAAGCCGGCUGGAGACGUCAGGAAGCAUACCUAUGUACGUCCAUAA
This is a messenger RNA of Dibothriocephalus latus, 309 nucleotides long. NCBI's taxonomy places the organism in Eukaryota, Metazoa, Platyhelminthes, Cestoda, Diphyllobothriidea, Diphyllobothriidae. The record is from the annotation of a GenBank genome assembly.